Molecule: messenger RNA, 379 nt
Organism: Sphaeroforma arctica JP610
Lineage: Eukaryota; Ichthyosporea; Ichthyophonida
Exons: 3
Source: RefSeq, a predicted model, not a curated record
GGGAGUGGCCGUACCCCCCAUGAAGUGCUUUCCUGCGUAUGGCUACUCCUUUGUGACAUGGAUCCGUCUAGAGCCGUCCAGCGACAUUGAUCAGCGAGGCAAGGAUGCUCCUGUGUUGUACAGUUUCCUGACGUCGAAAGGUCUGGGAUUUUCGGCCCGAUUUGAUGCGGCGUUUCGAUUGGUUGUCAGUGCUUUGGGCAACAAGGGGCGUCUGGAUUCAGAGACUAUCACCUUCAAGAAGAACUUCCCAGUAUUUGAGUGGAUUAUGGUUGCCGUGGUACACACCCGGGGCCGCUUCCUGUCGAAGAGCACUGUGUCGUUGUACAUCGACGGCAUUCACGAGGAGAAGGUCAAUCUCAAAUACCCCAGCGUUCCAGAC